AUGGACGCGGAGCGAGCGGCUUGUCGGCGACAGGAGGAGGAGAGAGCGGCUUGUCGACGACAGGAGGAGGAGAGAGCGGCUUGUCGACGACAGGAGGAGAAGGAGGAGGAGGAGGAGGUCCUGAAAUCGCAGUGGGACAUGUUGCUGCACUACGGGGCAGACCUGCCCGACUGGGUGCCCAACUGGUUUUGGAUUUUCAAGACCAGUUAUGACAAGCUGCACGCGGCGAGCAAGGCCAGAUUGAAGAAUCCCGAUUCUUCACAAGCCACAGGCUACUUGCGACUUUGCCUGUAUGUCGGGCGAUUGUUGCUGCGGGCCAUGCAGUCCUCAGGCGCAGGUCAGGACAAGAUUGCUCUUGAGACGUCCAUUGUGUUGGGUCGGAGCAGAGAGCUUUUGCGCUUGGGCCUUUUCGGCGACAAUGUUCUGCCUCGGCCCGUGGACUCAUCGUUCCUCACGGACGACAAGCUGGAAGAUUUGGAGGCUGCUUUGCUGAGCACAGGCUCGCAUGUCUUCGAGUUCAGUGCGGAAUGCCCCAUCGUCCAAUCAGAGGUCCCGAGAUUUAGCAAGGCGCACCUCUUGCGUGACAAGUCCGUGAGACUACACCUCGCAUGGUGCAACUCAACAGAGGCUGUCGAGGAGGUGGCUGCGCAGGUGCAGCAGUUGAACCUGACCUCCCUGAGCUUAGGCUUUUUCAGCCAUAAGACCUUUACGGACGCCUGGCUUCUGCGACUGGCCAAGGCGGUCCAAGUCAUGCCCCUGACUUCUCUGACCUUGAGUUUUGGCAGCAACACAAUGUUUAAGGAUGCCGGACUGCUGCGGCUGGCGGAUUCUUUGCAGGGCAAGCCCCUGACAUCUCUGACCUUGGGGUUUGGCGACAAUACAAUGUUUACGGAUGUCGGGAUGCAGCAGCUGGCGGAGGCUUUGCACGGCAUGCCGCUGACCUCUCUGACCUUGGGUUUUGACAGCAACGCAACGUUUACGGAUGCCGGGCUGCUGCGGCUGGCUGAGGCUUUGCGUGGCAGGUCUCUGACGUCUGCGUGGGUGAAAUUUCGCGACAACAACAAGUUUACGGAUGCCGGGCUGUGGCGGCUGGCGGAGGCUUUGCAGGGCAUGCCCCUAACCUCUUUGCUCUUAGGGUUUGACAGCAAUACAAAGUUUUCGGAUGCCGGGCUGCUGCGGCUGGCGCAGGCAUUGCAGGGCCUGCCCCUGAGCUCUCUGUGGGUGAACUGUCGCGACAACAACAAGUUUACGGACGCCGGGCUGCUGCGGCUGACGGAGGCUUUGCAGGGCAUGCCCCUGACCUCUUUGAUGUUGGGGUUUGACAGCGGUACAACCUUUACGGAUGCUGGGCUGCUGCGGCUGGCCGAGGUUUUGCAGGGCAGGUCUCUGACCUCUGUGUGGGUGAAAUUUCGCGACAACAACAAGUUUACGGAUGCCGGGCUGCUGCGGCUGGCGGAGGCUUUGCAGGGCAUGCCCCUGACCUCUCUGACCUUGCAGUUGGGCUUUUACCGCAACACAACAUUUACGGAUGCCGGGCUGCUGCGGCUGGCGGAGGCUUUGCAGGGCAAGCCCCUGACAUCUCUGACCUUGGGGUUUGGCGGCAACACGAGGUUUACGGAUGCUGGGCUGCUGCGGCUGGCGGAGGCUUUGCAGGGCAUGUGCCUGACCUCUCUGAGCUUGGGUUUUUACCGCAACACAACGUUUACAGAUGCCGGGAUGCUGCGGCUGGCCGAGGUUUUGCAGGGCAUGCCCCUGACCUCUUUGACCUUGGGUUUUUACCAUCAGUUUGUGUACACGUAUCCGGGGCUGCUUCAGUUGGCUGCAACCCAGGCUGACUUCGCGUGA
This is a messenger RNA of Effrenium voratum, 1845 nucleotides long. The record is from the annotation of a GenBank genome assembly. NCBI's taxonomy places the organism in Eukaryota, Dinophyceae, Suessiales, Symbiodiniaceae.